AUCACCUCAUCAGGAGAGCACUGUAUGAAAAAAUGGUGUGACAACGCGGCUCUGUUGACUUUGCAUGGUAACACUGUCGGAAUGGUGAGCAAAGAGUUCGUAGUGUCCGCACCAGGAAAGAUUAUUCUCCACGGUGAACAUGCUGUGGUCUACGGAAAGCUUGCUGUCGCUGCAGCCCUUUCUCUCCGUACAACCCUCCACAUUAAAACCAUCCAUGAUAAAGAUGACGUCCUCCUGCACCUCCCAGAUAUUGGCGUGGAAGUGGGCUGGAGUGUCCCAGAGAUUGCGGCAGCAGUGGCCCUGCCAGUGUGUGAUCCUGAGAAACCAGCACCUCCAUCUGAAGAGUUGCUUCAGAAGUUGAAGACCUUUGCUAGCAUUCCACAUGACAGUGCAGACACAAAGACAUUAGCACUGGUCUCUUUCCUCUAUCUGUACUGUGCCAUUGUAGGGUCACAAAAAACUUUAACUCCACUAGAGAUCCGUAUUGAGUCCAAGCUCCCAGUAAGUGCAGGCCUGGGUUCCUCUGCUGCAUACUCGGUCUGCUUAGCUGCCAGCUUACUGCUGCACAAAAAUCUGAUCUCAGCUAGUGGGAAGUGGUCUGAAAAAGACCUCCAGCUAAUCAAUGCCUGGGCAUUUCAAGCAGAGAAGGUCAUUCAUGGAAAACCUUCAGGAAUUGAUAAUUCUGUUAGUACUUAUGGCCAUGCUGUUUCAUUCACCAAAGGUUCUGAGCCAGUAAUAUUGUCCCAAGUUCCUUCCAUUAGAAUUCUUUUGGUUAAUACUAAAGUACCACGAAGCACAAAGACACUGGUGGAAUCAGUCAAGAAAAAAUAUGACAAAUCCACAGUUGUAAUGAGUGCAGUGAUGGACACAAUGGAAGCCGUGGCAAAAGAAUGUCUCAUUCUCUUUGAGAAAAUGUACAAAGGAAAAGCAGAUGAAUAUUAUAAGCAAUUAGAAGAACUCAUAUACAUUAAUCAGCAACAGCUAGAUAUUAUAGGAGUCAGUCAUAUAGCAUUAGAAAAAGUAAUUCAGAUAACUAAAGCCAAUGGCCUGUGUUCUAAACUCACUGGGGCAGGAGGAGGAGGCUGUGCCUUCGCUCUUAUCAGACCAGAUGUUCCCAAAGAAACUUUAGACUGUGUGAUCCAGCAGCUAUCUCUUGAAGGUUUUGAUUGCUGGGAAACUGGCAUUGGGGCAGAGGGUGUGACCUUACAUGUAUAACAGUAUGAUAAUUGGGAGACUGGCAGAGGGUGUGACCUUACAUAUAUAACAGUAUG
Lingula anatina is the source of this 1271-nucleotide messenger RNA. RefSeq names its product mevalonate kinase-like. The record is from RefSeq and is a predicted model, not a curated record. Gene Ontology annotation, cellular component: cytoplasm; cytosol. Gene Ontology annotation, biological process: isopentenyl diphosphate biosynthetic process, mevalonate pathway; cholesterol biosynthetic process; isoprenoid biosynthetic process. Gene Ontology annotation, molecular function: mevalonate kinase activity; ATP binding. Lineage: Eukaryota; Metazoa; Brachiopoda; Lingulata; Lingulida; Lingulidae.